This is a messenger RNA of Lineus longissimus, 4405 nucleotides long. Its product is annotated as MOB kinase activator 1B. The transcript has 4 exons. Gene Ontology annotation, cellular component: cytoplasm; nucleus. Lineage: Eukaryota; Metazoa; Nemertea; Pilidiophora; Heteronemertea; Lineidae. Gene Ontology annotation, molecular function: protein kinase activator activity. Bases 192 to 842 code for a protein of 216 amino acids. The record is from RefSeq and is a predicted model, not a curated record. Gene Ontology annotation, biological process: positive regulation of protein phosphorylation; hippo signaling.
UUUCCGGGUUUAUGGAAGUAAAAACAACACAGCCAUCUUAGUCUGCUGUUUGUUAUUUACAAUACAUUUAUCCUCUGAUUACUCUGCCAUCCUGUAUUUCUAUCUAUCCAUUUAUGUUGUAGGAUAAUACAACAAUUCACAUUACCCAAUAAUCCUGUUAUUUCUUAGUAAACCGGGAUACAUCAUCUAAGAUGAGCUUUCUUUUUGGAAGUCGAAAUAACAAGACAUUCAAGCCAAAGAAGAACAUUCCUGAGGGUACUCACCAGUAUGACUUGAUGAAGCAUGCCGCUGCCACUUUAGGCAGUGGCAAUUUGCGGCUGGCAGUCCUGUUGCCAGAAGGGGAAGAUCUAAAUGAAUGGGUUGCAGUCAACACUGUCGACUUCUUCAAUCAAAUCAACAUGCUUUAUGGGACAAUUACCGAAUUUUGUACAUCAGAAAAAUGUCAAGUCAUGUCAGCUGGACCAAAAUACGAAUACCAUUGGGCAGAUGGUACAACAAUCAAGAAACCGAUUAAAUGUUCAGCGCCAAUUUAUAUUGAUUAUUUGAUGACCUGGGUGCAGGAUCAGUUGGAUGAUGAAACAUUAUUCCCAUCGAAAAUAGGUGUACCAUUUCCAAGAAAUUUCCUAACACAAGCCAAGCAGAUUCUGAAGCGAUUGUUCCGAGUCUAUGCACACAUCUAUCAUUCACACUUCCCCGAAGUCGUUCAACUUGGAGAGGAGGCCCAUCUGAAUACAUCAUUCAAGCAUUUUAUAUUCUUUGUCCAAGAGUUUAAUCUAAUAGAAAAAAGGGAACUUGCACCCCUUCAGGAACUGAUCGAAAAGUUGACAUCGAAGGAGAGGUGAGCAGUUUGCCAUGGAGAUUUGAGGACAGAAUAUUAUAAAAGUUUCUAGUUGUUCUCUGACUGUUGGAUUAUUCUCAAUGACUGCAUUUCUUCUUGACAGUUUGUUCUUGCAAAAGGACAUCUGUUUUUUUCAUUUGAGUUUAAGAACUCUGGCUUGUGCUGUCCUGAUCAAAAGUAACAGUGGAUUCUUACUUUAGUCAUACUCUUGUUGGUGGCUGAUCUUGCAGGAUAAUCAUAUUGGUUUAUCAAAUUAAACAUGCCAGUUGUGGUUGCACACAUGAAGGAUGAAUGGAGAGGAAGGAAGGGCUUUGUGCCGGAGACCAGGCUUUGGCACCAGACAAUAAACCUCAACUGGGUUUUUUUCACAUUGAUUGUAAUUUGUGUUUGGUCUGAGUUACUCUUGAACAGGGCUGUGAACCUACUGUGUAGCCAAGAAUCUAGAGCGUUGUCAUUUACUGCCUCAAUUUAUUUGCAGAACUGUAUUCAAGUACAAUGCAUAUCGCUUCAUUGAUAGAUUGUCUGUACAUAUAGCCAGGCUUAUUUUAGGUCUUUAUCUUUGUUCACUCAUGUUGCGAUUGAUCCUGUUCAAAGAGUGAGGUCAAUUAUUCUGACCUAGCAAAUAUUCUAGGCAUCAUGAGUUAAGCCAGAAAGACUUCCUCAGAUAUGCUGAAAAUGUAAUGAGCUGGGGUUCAGGUUUUGGCGACGCAGCAAAUCACCAUCUAUCGCUUUCCAUAGAGUAUCCUGUUUGCGACUUAAAACCAUAAUCAAAUCAGAGUGAGUGAUAUGUGGAUGUUUUAACAUGUACCUUAGUGUAGUUGAAUGCCUAGUGGAAGAAUGACAGAAAGUCCAUUAGUCAUUGUUUCACUGGGACAUUCUACCCUUGACUAUCUUCAGUCCAUACUGCUUCCUUUAGAGUGGAGCAGUGAUCUCAUUCAUCAUUCAUGUCUGUGGUGGGGGGGGGGUUACGAAAUGGUAUAUAUGGGUCUUUGCUGCCCAAGGCGGAUGUAUGAAAGUGCUUGUACCUUGUAAUGCAUGUAUUGUGGCCCAUUCGAGCACAUUUGAAUUGUGAAUUGUGAAAUUUAUUUAUUUAAAAUGUAACUUCUCAUUUGUUUAUUUUUUGUUUCAUGUGCUUUCUUUUGAAGAAAUACGUUCUGUAUACCAAUCCUAAGAUUAUAAUCCCAAAAAACUGUUGAAAUGCGGCAAGGCUUUUCUGGAUAAAUAGGUGAAGUUCAAAUGACAUGAACAAGACUUCUGUGGAAACUAGAGUUCAUUUCCGCUGUGUAUUACAUAACAAUUGACAGUGAAGGUGCUUAUGUGUGUCCUGCCACAUGUCACUUGAUUCAUUCUGCCAUGCCUCAGUCACUGAUUUUGGAAAAUAAAGAAGUCAGCUUCAGAGUUUUUUUAUCCUUUUAAUGAAAGUGGAAUUUGUCCAUCAAGUCCAAAAAUACUUGUAUUAGCAUGUAAGUGAGGAGCUGAAGAAUUGCUGGGGAAAGUGGAAAUCAUUGAAAUUUAUUUUCUUGCCAGUUUGGUUGAACAUAUUCCAAACUCCAAAUUGCAAUCAUAUGCUUGGGUCAUCUUAGGCAAUUAGUUUGUAUUGGACUUAUUUGGCCUCUUGUGUAUACUGUACAUGCAUCCUGACAAUAUCACUAAUUAUCAGGCCUUUUCAAUUUCACUUGAAACGUACUUACAUACUUACAUGUGUAUAAAGGAGAAGUUGUGUUGCAGGCCCUGUUUGCAACAGGAUGCUGUACGUGUUCAUUCAGUGUGAGAGUCCUACAUGUACCUGUCAAUAUUUGCUUCUCUUCAAAGUGUAAUUCCAGAAAAAGUGUGAUUUGAAAAGAAAUUGUAUUGUCAGGAAAGGCGUGUCUAUCAUGUAUAUAUUCUUUUAGUAUUAUAGUUGUAUAUAUGUAGGUCUUAUAGUCAUAAGUAUAUGUGUCAUAAUACUGCUAAUAGGACCAACUUAGCAUGUGUUUCUGGAGUAAAGAUGUCGUGUUAAAAAGGACAGCGUAUUCUUUUGCACUAGUUUUCAUUGGUCAUAGAAAAGAACAAGGAACAUUUGCUUAGCAUGUAGUAAAGAACUAGAAACUUUCCCUUGUAGUAGUACCCAGAAAUCCAGACUACUUGGUGAUGUACUGUGCAGUAGAUCACCCUUUCUUUCUAAGCAAUGUUUCCACCAAAGGCCAUUUUGGAUUAACUGUUGUACAUUUCCCCACCCCAAUUGUUCUUGUCUCAUGGUGUUUUCUCUCACCAGUUGCAAGCUUUAAAAAAAUAAGAAUAAUAUCUGGUGUGCCAUUCAUUGUCGAGAACUGUAUAUUUGAGAGUUCAUGAUAGUACUUCGUUGUGCACCUCAAGUUCAUUCCAGCUGGCCAUUAGAAGAAAAAUUAGAUACGCUAGGCUUUUGAUGGCCCUCACAUUAUUGUUACAUUCAUUAAUCCAUUUAUUAUCAUAGUCAACUAAUUAAAAGUGCUUUAUCACAGUAUUUAGUUGGUAAGCAGUUCAUUAUAUACAAUAUAAUGGUAGUAAAAUUCUUCAUUUAACCAUGUCUUUGAGUUUAUUGCUUUGAAAUGGAUCAUAACGUCCCCACUGCUGUGUUAUUUUCUAUCUUCCUGCAUUAUAUGCUGAUCAUUUUAAUGUUGACUGUGUCAAAUCUGUCAAUCAAGUGUCACCUGUGGUAAUUUGUGUGUUAAACCUGAAAGUUGCCGCUGAACCAUGUUCCGUCAGUUAUCGUGGAAAAAAGAUGUGUACAGUAGUUCAUUGAAUUGAACCUCCUUUGUAUCAGUAGUGGGCACCACCUUCCGAUCCUUGCACAAAAUCUAGGGGAAUUUGUUCAUGGCGAAAGUGGUGAUAGAACAAGCUUGCACUGCCUAGCAUUAGUUUCAGUUAGAUUUUGGGGAAGAUGAAGAACUGAGUAUGAUGAAUUCUUGCUUUCUGUUUGUACGUGCGUCAUAAACCAGCUUGUGAUUGUGUGUAUGUUAUUCAUAAUCCCUCUCUUAUAAUAGUAGAUGUCAUAUGGAAGUGCAUGUACCCUCCGUUUAUUUGUGUAAUGUAGCUCUCACAAUGAAUUUAUUGAUGUAUAUAAAAUGUACAUUGUAAAUAGGCUAUAUGGUUGUACAGCUUGAAUUUUAAUAUUGCUGGUCAAUUUUCUGCUGAUUAGUUCAUACUUUGAAUGCAGCAUGGAAAACUACCUUUAAGGUUAGCUUUAAGAACAUGCCGAGGGAGUGGGAAAUAGGGUAAGAGUUGUGGGGACUUCGAAGACCUUGCUCCACAUACACGAUUUCCUGCUCUAGCCUCUGCUCACUUGCAUUUUACGCUUUCAUACCAACUACUGGUAUGAUGACACAGCUGAAAUAUUGGCUGAAGUCCUAUACAUGUGGAAUACUUUUUUUUAAACAGGGCAUAAAUUGCAGUUGUGGAGCAAAGGCCUUUAUGAUGUCCCUAGUUGAGCAUUGGGAUGAACUUUUCUUCAUUUCAUGACAAUCUUCUGUACUAACAGUUAUUAACAGAAGUAAACUUAUUUUGUCAUCCGUUUAUUGAUAAUAAUGCAAAUAAAUUGCUAUUGUCAAA